Molecule: messenger RNA, 1716 nt
Organism: Contarinia nasturtii (swede midge)
Lineage: Eukaryota; Metazoa; Arthropoda; Insecta; Diptera; Cecidomyiidae
Gene: cert
Product: ceramide transfer protein
Exons: 5
Coding region: 467-1456 (329 amino acids)
Biological process (GO): ER to Golgi ceramide transport
Cellular component (GO): Golgi apparatus
Molecular function (GO): phosphatidylinositol-4-phosphate binding
Source: RefSeq, a predicted model, not a curated record
UAUUUGAAGAAUGAAAGUGAUUUUAAUAAGAAAAAAAUUUGUUCUCUGAUUUUUGCCACGCAACGAGCACAGAACCGUGAAAUAAAACAAAAACGCCAAAAACCUAUGCCAAGUAUUGUAGUUAAUAACAAUUAUUUGUAUGCGUGUCUCAGAUGAGUUUUUUCGGUUGUUGUCGGUCAAUUGAGUCGAUUUUUGUACAAACGGAACAAGAGGGAGAAAAUAAUUAGAGUAAAAUAUUUCGUAAAAGUCGUUGGCAGUAAUAAGCAUUUGUAUUUUGUGCAUGACAAAUUCACAAAGCAUUGUGACCGACACUGAGCGUUGUGCUUAAUAAAUUGACGUACAUCAAAUAUUUAAUUAGAAAUCAAGUGUGUAUGUAAAGAAGUGGUAGCAGCAUAUACAUUGGAAAAUUGUAAUUGAAUAUAAAACAUUGAGUGAAGCAAUACACAAAGAAACCAAGAAGACAAAAAUGCCGUCAUCAGUAACUUUAGCUAUCAAAAGAUUCAAAAAUCGAUUUGAAGGGCCACAUUCAACGCUUCCAGAAGAUGAAUUCUUCGAUGCCGUCGAAACGGGAUUGGACAAAAUCGAAGAAGAUCGACAGUUAAGAGUUCGUCUAAAACUACAAUCACAACAGUCGCAAAGCAGUACGAAUAGCUCAACGGUGAUACCAGACGAAUGUGAAGACCAAGUAACGGAAAAAGUUGAUGAUGAAUUUGGUACCGGAAAUGCGGCUAAGGUGCAUCGAUUAUGGCCUCAAAUUGAUGAUAUUUGCAAAGAACAAUUGCAUUAUGCACGACAAGGUGUUGGUGAAGGUGGCAACGGAUGGCAAUUAUUUGCCGAUGAAGGUGAAAUGAAAAUGUAUCGCCGUGAGCAGGAAAUUGAUGGAAUGGUCGUUGAUCCAUUGAAAGCAUGUCACAUUGUAAAAGGUGUUACAGCUCGCGAAAUGUGUCACUACUUUUUUAUGCCGGAAUAUCGUAACGAUUGGGAAACAACAUUGGACGAUAUGGCAAUUAUUGAAAAAAUCUCACCUGAUAGCAUAGUCUUUUUGCAAACGCAUAAGCGAAUUUGGCCAGCUAGUCAACGUGAUGCAUUGUUUUGGUCGCAUAUGAGAAAAACAACCGAUAAAAAAGAUGAAACCGCACACGACGAAUGGUUGGUGUGCAAUCAUUCAAUCAAUUUGGAUGCAUAUCCAGCCAAUACAGGCAAAUGUGUUCGAAUUUUUUUAACAGUCAUUCUAUUUUGUCAAACAUACAUCGAUCCAACGAUUAUUGCCAGCGGAACCAAACCAACACGUAACGAUCUUACCUGUAAAAUCACCUAUUGCUCUGAAGUAAAUCCUGGCGGAUGGGCUCCAGCAUCAGUUCUUCGUGCUGUAUAUAAACGAGAAUAUCCAAAGUUUUUGAAACGCUUUACCGACUAUGUGAUCGAACAGUGUAAAAAUAAACCAAUUCUGCAAUGAGGUCCAAAUUCCAAGAUUGUUGGCAACCAGCGUUCAACCAAUGGAUGUCAUUGUCGAAAGCAAGCAGCACAACCAAUUUAAACGGAACCUUUUUUUUGCUGACAAUGUUGACGACAUAUAUACACAAAUUUACAUUCUACCGAUAAGAAUUAUGUUUCUCUAAAAUAAGAACAUUUCUAUGUAUAAAACAAAAAUAAACAAGUACUUUGCAGAGAAAGCAGAGAGUCUCUCCUGACUUUAUUAAAUUUAUAAGCAACAUA